AUGGACUAUGACUUUGAAGUAGAACACCGAGCAGGGGAUAAGAUGGACCAUGUGGAUGCCCUUUCAAGGAACCCAAACGCUGAAGAAAAAUCAAUUUUAGAAGAAACAGAAAUAUUUCAUGUAUUGUUAAAUACUAUGGACAAUGAUGACUGGUUAACACUUGCUCAAAGACAUGACAACAAAUUGAAUGAAAUCAUAAGAAUUGUAGGGAUUGGAGGAGAGCAGGUAUUGAACAAAGCUGAAAGAAAAAUUCAAGAAGAAUAUAGUGUUGUUGACGGGAGACUAUACCGUAGGAACAAUGAUAAACUUUUAUGGGUAGUACCAAAACGAGCAAGAAGUCAAAUAACGAGGCUGUGUCAUAAUAAUGUAGGACAUCCAGCUGUAGAGAACACAUUGGAAAGAUUGCGACGCCACUAUUGGUUUCCCUAUAUGAAACGAUAUGUAAAAGGGUUUGUUGGAUCAUGCUUAGACUGUUUAUACAAUAAAGUACCAGGUGGACAACGUCAAGGUAAACUUCAUGCAAUUGAUAAGAUAGGUGUGCCAUUCCAUACAGUACAUGUGGAUCACUUGGGACCUUUUAUAAAAGGUAAACUUAACAAUGUAUAUCUGUUUGUAUUAGUCGAUGGGUUUACAAAGUUUUCAAUUUUAAGACCAACUAAAAAUGUUAAGAGCAGCACUACCACCAAGUUGAUGGAGGACAUCAUAGCUAUAUUUGGGCCCAUGGUAAGGAUAGUCAGUGAUCGCGGUACAGCUUUCACCGGAAAAGAAUUUGAACAAAUGUGCAAAGCCAGGAACAUUAUUCAUGUGAGGAACGCAACUGCUACACCUAGAGCCAAUGGACAGUGUGAGAGACUUAACAGGACAAUUUUAUCAAUGUUGACUACCACCUGCAAGGAAGAAGAUGAUUGGGACAAAGUUAUAGGAAGAAUUCAAUGGAGCAUUAAUAAUGCAUUUAAUAAAGCAACAAAAUCGACUCCGUUCACACUAAUGUUUGGAUUUAUUCCAAGGACCUAUGAUGGUGAUGCAGUUCAAGAUGAAGUACUGUCAACUCAAAACAACGCAUGUGACAUUUUACAAUUAAGAGCUCGAGCGCUAGAGUCAAUAGUUGCAGAGCAAAAGAAAAUGCAGGACUACCACAAUCAAGGGCGAAUUAAGGUUCCUACAUUUACCACAGGUGACUUAGUGAUGAUACAGCGUCAGACAACAGGACAACCAGGAGAGUCAAAGAAAAUGUUGGUGAAAUACAAGGGUCCCUAUGUAAUCACAGAAGUCCUACCUAAUGACCGUUUCAGGGUACAAGAUUUACCAGAGAUUCAAAGAACCCAAAGAUUCUACGAAGGAGUGGUAGCCUUAGAUCAGAUGAAGAUGUACAUGAACUCUGGAUCUGACUCAUGCGAAGAAGAGGAAGAUAGUAACCAGGAAGAUGAAGAAAUGGAGAAGGAAGAGGACAAGACUGAUCAACGACCCAUUCGAGUCAGGCGAAAGCCAAACAAAUUUGAAGACUUUGUAUAA
Macrosiphum euphorbiae (potato aphid) is the source of this 1512-nucleotide messenger RNA. The record is from the annotation of a GenBank genome assembly. Lineage: Eukaryota; Metazoa; Arthropoda; Insecta; Hemiptera; Aphididae.